Haliotis rufescens (red abalone) is the source of this 800-nucleotide messenger RNA. Its product is annotated as adhesion G protein-coupled receptor L4-like. The transcript is spliced from 5 exons. NCBI's taxonomy places the organism in Eukaryota, Metazoa, Mollusca, Gastropoda, Lepetellida, Haliotidae. The record is from RefSeq and is a predicted model, not a curated record. The coding region runs from base 162 to 707 and encodes 181 amino acids.
ACACGUCUCUCGUUUUUCGCGUGCAUGCUCAGCUAACAUAACGAAAGAUGGGCGCGGCCACAUGAAAAUAUACAACUCUCGUAGCGUCGCUCUUUCCUGUACUGUAUGCUCUCACGGGAUCAUCGUCAACAUCGUGCUACGAUUUCACCAGUCAGAAGCUCAUGAUGACGACUUCUCUGCUAGCGUUGCUCGUGUCAGCAUGCGCCAUCCUACGUCCAGGAGCAUCACUCCAAGAGAGUUGUCAGCCUGGGCCCAAUGUCUGUCCUCCCAACUCUGCGUGUAAGGUCUUCAACAACAAACAGGAGUGUCUGUGUAAUCCUGGGUUCCAGCCCAGCAGUAGUGGAUCACAGUGUUUGAAGAUUGUGGAACUGGGUGGGGACUGCGCAGACGCAACCGGAACAACAUGUCGUCACGGCCCCUGGGGAAAAGCCGAGUGCAUCUCCGGUGCAUGCAACUGUUCAGUGGCUUUAGGCUACGAACGCGCCAGCAACAACCGCUGCAAGGAUGCCCCCAUCACCGUGGGCUUUGCGCUGCACGGGGAGGAGUGUAGUGCCUCCAGGCUGUGCCAGUUCGCCCUAACGCAGCAUUGUGUCGCGGGAAAAUGCACGUGCAAGCUGGGCCUCAAGAAGGCUGGCGAAGACAUCCAGUCGGCCAAGCCCUUUGUGGACGAAUGUGUGAUGUCAGAUAUUGUGAUUGGAACACCGUAGAUGUACAAAGAUCCUCUCCACGGUAUGACCUUAAAGUAAUCUAUCGUGUCAAUUGUGAUCUUGACAAAUGAAUAAAUGAACUAGACAUGUUAA